Molecule: messenger RNA, 1791 nt
Organism: Lichtheimia ornata
Lineage: Eukaryota; Fungi; Mucoromycota; Mucoromycetes; Mucorales; Lichtheimiaceae
Exons: 9
Coding region: 1-1791 (596 amino acids)
Source: RefSeq, a predicted model, not a curated record
AUGAACCCUCUUACGCGGUCAUCCACAACUAUUCGAUCGCCAUCGUCUACCCAGAGUGAUCGCCGUGGUGACAAACCUGCUCGAUUACGCAUACGCUCCUCGUCCUUCUCCAUUCGUCGACAAAGGUCUGAUUCCCACUUUAACAAACCCGUCGGCCACAACUUGAGCACUAGCAACCAACGUCGUCCCAGCUUCGAAUCACGCACACUCGUCCAUGAGGAGCACCAACCUGUACAACUAUCAGAAGAAGCAAACAGCAGCUUGUUAACAGUGAGCGAUGGUCAUAACGGUGGUGCUGCAUCAUCUGUUGACUCUGCCGGUUCCGAUGACGAAGAAGACGACGAUUACCGUUUCAACAAGGAGCUACCACAGCUUGUACAGUCGCCUUCAGAGUUGGAUAACAGCAAGCCAUUAGAGCGUCAAAAAUCCAUCACCAGUAGCUUCAAAGGGAAGCUUCAUCUUUCUUCACCCAUGCGAGCCAAGAGUAUGUUUGAUGGCAUACGUGGAUUCCAUCACCAUCAGCAGCAGCAUAGAAACGCAUCUUCACCUGUAGUCAAUUACAAUGAAAUGGCAUCACCAUCAUCACCACAACAAUAUGACGCUGAUAGAGAUCCAUAUGGCUUUGUCAAAGGAACACAAUGGGUUUCCAUGGAAGAAUAUGAUGCAUUUCAACGAUCGUAUCAACCUAUCGCCGCACGACGACUCGCAAAAUGGCGUCAAUUACUUGCAGAACACAAUAACCACUGGCCCCAACCAAGCAGCAAAUUCAAACGUUACAUCCGCAAGGGAAUUCCAUCCGAGUUACGAGGACAGGCAUGGUUCUAUUACAGUGGAGGUGAAGCCAAGCAGCAAGCCAAUCCAAAUGUUUAUCAACAGCUUGUGGCCAAAGCGGAGAAUAUGGGAGAGAACAAUGAAUCGCUCGAUGUCAUUGAAAGAGACUUGCACCGCACCUUUCCUGACAAUAUCCGAUUCAAGAGCAAGGGCAAUGGUUCAACCGAUGAUCGUCGAGAUGAUGUUCCAGCCAUCCAAUCGCUACGCAGAGUUCUCUUAGCCUUCUCGGUGUAUUCACCUACCAUUGGCUAUUGUCAAUCCCUCAAUUACAUUGCAGGCAUGCUUCUAUUGUUCAUGGACGAGGAGAACGCUUUCUGGACCUUUGUGGCAUUGAUUGAAGAUAUUCUACCGCCCAACAUUUACGAUGUUACUAUGGAAGGUGCCAAUAUCGAUCAGACCAUAUUGAUGAUGUUGAUUUCAGAACGCUGCCCACAAAUUUGGAAUCGUAUCAGUGGCAACAAGUCAUUUUGGGAAUGCGAACAAGGAGAAGGGAAUGGGAUGCCUACAACCUCGUUGGUCACAAGCCAUUGGUUCCUCACGCUCUUUAUCAACAUUUUGCCAACAGAGUCGGUGCUUCGCGUUUGGGAUUGUCUCUUCUAUGAGGGUCAGCGUGCUUUGUUUCGAGUAGCAUUGGCUAUCUUCAAGAUGAAUGAGCAAGCGAUCCUUGCCGUUGAUGACUCUCUGGAAGUUUUUCAAGUGAUCCAAAAUAUACCAAAACGAAUGCUCGAUUGCCAUAAACUCCUUGACUAUACCUACAACAAAUAUGCUUCCCUUACGCGUAUCAGUGAACAAGACCUUGCUAAACGACGUGCCAUGUUUCGCUCUCGUCGUGAUCAGAGACGCAAAAAUUCACCCUCUGGAAGACGAAAAUUACAUCGAGGCACAGUGCGUGGCACGAUCCACAAAGCCAACAAGGAGGCUCGCAAGCUCGUUGAACGAGCAAAGACCGUACGGCGGUGA